Aureobasidium uvarum is the source of this 3924-nucleotide messenger RNA. Lineage: Eukaryota; Fungi; Ascomycota; Dothideomycetes; Dothideales; Saccotheciaceae. The record is from the annotation of a GenBank genome assembly.
CGCUCUGUCAUGUCACAAACAUCAACUACGGCAUCGCCCACGACCAGCUGUGGCAGUGGCCUCUUCAACGCUGGUUGCGGUGGUGCGCUGAACAGUUAUGGUCAAGAUUGGGGCACCCUCCUGUCUUCGAUUGUUGUUGCUCUUGCAUCUUUAGGAGGCCAGCUGCUUGCCUUUGUCAUUUUCCGCUUCCGCCUCAGCAGAAUNUUAACUUUCAUCGAGAAAUGUGGUCUGGACGCCUACUUCUUCCUGCGCUUCUUGCGCAUGCUGCUGAAGAUAUUCAUACCUCUAUCCGUCGUCAUUCUUCCUAUACUGUUGCCCAUCAACAAGCUCAGUUGCUCGGACUGCACUGUAGGCCCCGAUCAAUUGGGCUGGAGAAACAUCCCGUCUGAGCACUCUCAGCGCACCUGGGCUCAUCUUGUGCUGGCUGUCCUUACCAUUUUCUGGGUUCUAUAUGUUAUCUACACUGAACUGCGUGGCUACAUCCGCAUUCGACAGGCUUAUCUCGCUUCACCUGAACACCGUAUUCGCGCCUCGGCCACUACUGUGCUUGUCAGCGGUAUUCCUAGAAAGUGGCUGACUGUCGACGCACUGAAUGGCCUGUACGACGUCUUCCCCGGAGGGAUCCGCAACAUCUGGAUCAACAGGAACUUCGACGAUCUUGCCGACAAGGUUUCUGACCGCGACAACAUCGCACAGAGUCUCGAGGAAGCAGAGACUAGUCUGAUCCAGAAAUGCGUUAAGAAGCACAAGAAAAUAGAGGCCAAGAAGGCCAAAGAGCAGGGAAAGACAAAAACAAAGGAAGAAAGAGAACAGGACAGGACUAGAGCAGAUGAACAAGCCGAACGCAUCGCCCAAGGAAACGGUGUCAGUUCUGGUGAUCCUCAUCAAGUGCCGCACAAUCUGCAGGAGGUUCUUGAAGAAAUCGAGGAGGACGAGCAUAGACACGACAAACAUCGAAGCUCGUCUCCAGAACGCUUGCGGGAUAGAUUUGGUCAGGGAUUCGGUGCUGUUGGCCAUGGAUUUGGUGCGAUCGGUAACUUCGGUCGCAAGGUCGUUGGUGAAGUUGCCGACGAUGUCAAUCGUGUCAUUCGCAAUGUCAACGACUCGGUAGACCAGGCCAACAACAUGACCGGCUUCUAUGCAGACGUUGAUGAUAUCAACAAGCCUGCGCCUGCCGACAGACUCGCGUUUGACGCAUCCGUCCCUGCUUCCGGACCUGCCCCUGCACCAGCGCCCGUGUCUGCUUCUAUACCAUCUGCUGCUCGUGUAUCUUUUGGCCAUCAGGAGGAAGGCAAGGACCACCACGAAGACGCAAGGGACCCAUAUGAGCCUGAACAUCCAACUGGACUCAGGAAACCUGACGACGUUGCGGUCUUGGACCGAGCUGAGCCUCCAGGAACUCGGCGUUCCGAUUGGAGCGAGCCUUCUUCGGCAAACACUCAAACCCAGGGCCAGGAGACAUGGGCAGAUAACCCCAAGUCUGGCGUUAAAGGAUCAUCCACGCCUGAUGAAGCGAACACUACAAAGCCUAGAGGAGCGCCUAGAAGAGCGUGGGACGCCAUCAUAAAACAGGUGCAAGCAAGUCCAUUGCCUAUCCCCAGCCCCCAACCUCAUGCUGUGGAGGAAGAUGAAUACCCUCUCCGCACUCUCGGACAGCCACAGAACCCCGAUCUUGACAAGAAUUCGGCCCAAGGACUUUCUAAAAGCAAAUGGGCUAACAAGUUUGGUUGGCUCCAAUUUUGGAAGAAGAACGACGAUGAAGAAGAGAAGCCUGUCUAUCCAGAAGCUUUCGACAAGGAGCUUGCUGAUGCUGAGGAGACUGAGGCUCUGUGGAAGCAGUACAUUGAACCAAAGGAUCGCGAUACCCUUCGUGAACCGAUAUUCAAUCUGUCAUGGUGGCCUCGUUUACCGCUCAUGGGCAAGAAGAUCGACAAGAUCUAUUAUCUUCGCAAGGAGCUCGCUCGGCUGAACGUCGAAAUUGAAGAGGACCAACAGAAUGUGGAGCGGUUCCCAUUCAUGAACUCAGCUUUCAUUCAGUUCAACCACCAAGUUGCCGCUCACAUGGCUUGUCAGUCUGUCAGUCACCACAUGCCGCAACACAUGACACCUCGCUUGGUAGAAAUUUCGCCUACCGAUGUCUUGUGGGACAACAUGUCUAUGAAAUGGUGGGAGCGCUAUCUGCGCAGCGGCAUCGUUUUCGCGGCUGUCGUCGGCAUGUUGUUUCUCUGGGCGCCCGUGGUUGUUGUAUCUGGUUUCCUGUCGACUCUCAAUACCCUGGAGACUAUCUCAUGGCUGUCAUGGAUUCAAAGGCUACCUCCCAAAGCUGUAGAUUUGGUUCAGGGUGUUCUUCCUCCAAUCUUCUUGAGCAUCGUGCUCGCAUUGGUUCCUAUCAUACUUCGACUUCUAGUCAAACAGUCAGGUGUGGCUACUGGUAACGGCAGAGAGAUGGGUGUUCAGAUUUAUUAUUUUGCAUUUCUCUUCAUUCAGGUCUUCCUCAUCGUCACCUUGUCAUCUGGCCUACCCGCAUUCUUCAAGGAGGUUGCAACUGAGACCUCAAAGAUUCCACAAACCCUCGCUCAGAAUUUGCCAAGAGCCUCGAACUACUUCUUCUCGUACCUGACUGUCCAGGCCCUCAACAAUAGUGCAGCUGCACUACUGCAGGUCGCUGCUUUGUUGAAGUGGUUCCUAUGGGCACCCAUAGUAGACACCACGGCACGCCAGAAAUGGACAAGGCAGACAAAACUUAAUAUGGUGAAGUGGGGAUCGUUCUUCCCUCCGUUCACCAAUUUUGCGGUCAUCGGAAUCAUCUUCUCAAUCAUUGCACCUCUGGUCAUGGUGUUCAACCUCAUUGUCUUCUCCGUUUACUGGAUCACGCAACGGUACAACGCCCUCUACGUCUACCAGUACCGUCAUGACACCGGAGGUCUUCUGUUCCCGAGGGCCAUCAACCAGUUGUUCGUUGGACUCUACGUCAUGGAGAUUGCUAUGAUAGGUCUUUUCUUUGCCUUCCCAGGCAAAGACAAGUGUACAGCACAAGCCAUCAUCAUGAUUGUCAUGCUUGUGGGUACAGUCAUCUUCCAGUGGGUUCUCAACGAUGCGUUUGCACCAUUGUUCCGAUACUUGCCAAUUACACUGGAAGACGAUGCCGUGAUCCGCGAUGAGGAGUUUGCUCGUGCACAACGUCUCAAGUGGGAGAGUCUGGCCGACCAUCCAGGCGAGCACGAACGACUGGAGCAUGACCCAGAAAUUACGAUGGAAGAACAAGAGAGAAAAGAAGCCGAAGAAGAAGAGAGAGCACUUGCCGAGGAGCGUAGAAUGAUCCACGAGUACAAGCGUUCCGCUACUCGCAUGUCAAGCUACGGCUCUGCCUCUCGUUCUGAACGCCCCGCACCCGCUAUUAUGGACACUAAGCCUGCCAAUAACAACAGUGGUGAUCGCUGGAGCAAAGUAAAGCAGGUCAGUGAACCUGUUCGCCAACUGCGCAGAAUCGCUCGACCACAUGCACAUGGUGCGGAUGGCCUUAAGCCCACGGCCAUCAACGUAGAUCCUCAGACCGCAAAGGUGGACAUGGAAUCUCAAAGACAGGUCGGUGACGUGCUCUUUGGCGGAUUCAGCGACGAACUCGAAGACUUGACUCCCGAAGAGCGCGACACGCUCAUCCGCUAUUCCUUCCAACACUCUGCGCUCCGCGCCCGUAGGCCAGUGGUCUGGAUCCCGCGCGACAACCUCGGAAUCUCUGACGACGAAAUUGAGAGGACCAAGCGCAUGAGCACCGUCGACGACAUUCGCCCAGAGACCGAGAAACGAACUCCCAAGACCAACAUAUGGAUCAGUAACGAAGGAACUGCUUUGAACGCAAAAGGCAAGGUUGUGUUUAGGAAAAGCCCGCCAGAUUUUGCUAAUGUAGAUCUCAUCGCUCUUUAG